Molecule: messenger RNA, 2364 nt
Organism: Aspergillus mulundensis
Lineage: Eukaryota; Fungi; Ascomycota; Eurotiomycetes; Eurotiales; Aspergillaceae
Exons: 1
Coding region: 1-2364 (787 amino acids)
Source: RefSeq, a predicted model, not a curated record
AUGAGACCCGUUUCUCAAAGUGAAGCGGACAUGGAGAGCCAUACUUCAGAGAUGGCCAGCCAGGACUCUCCGCUGCGCCGAAAAUUCUCCGAACCCAUACACGAGAAUUCUAACUCUACCAAAACAACACCCUCACCAGCGCCAGAUGAACCAAUAUGUGGUAAAUGUGGAGAACACAUUGAAUCAUCUUCUGAUAUGUCUCCCGAUGCAGCCAUCAAGUGGCACAUGAACUAUAAACACAAUGGUGCCAAGGACAUGGCCCCGUAUAACAACGAUACUGUUCCAGAUUACGAGAGUCAGACCUAUGAUGGCGAUGAUGAUGAUGAGCAGGCUGAAAACGAAGAUAUGGCUGUUGAUCAAGUCAACGGCUCGCCUCGCUCAGCAGACUAUAUUGACGACAACGCCGAAGCUGCUGAAGAAGAGCAAGAAGAAGAAGCAGCAGCAGCAGCUGAAAUGUAUGGCAACGGAAAGGAGCCUGCUGAUGCAGAUGGCGCUGAGACCACUGGUUAUGGAGAAGUUCCCGAGGGUGAAUCCGAUGUUGCCCUCUCUAACCAGCUCCACGAGUUUUCUCGCGAAGAAGAUUCUGCGUCUGUCGAGAAACGCCUUCACAAUCUAUGGAACAUCCAUGAUGUCCGUGAGUUUACUAAAGACUAUGAAGACAACACCGCCGAGAUGAAUGAGACCUGGACAAGCGUAUUCAGCGAACCAAAGCGCGGCAAGAAACGCGAGGCGCCAGAGCUUCUCCAGCGUCCAGAUCCCUACAAGGCGACAAAGGUCGGACGGGGCGAAUUUCUCGAAAUGGCACCUCUUGAGGAUUUCUUGGCUCAACUUCGCGAACCGGAAUUGCGCUCAAGCGAUGAGCUGUUUGCUAUUACCGAGAACGUCGCUUAUGCUCUGAAAGUGUGGCAAGAUGAGUUUCUGGCGAUCGACAAGCUCCAAAAGCUGGCCACCAGGCACAAUCUCAAAAUCACGAGUGAUCCACGAAAACUCGAGCGGCCUCAGGUUUUCGAAGACAAAAAGGAAGCAAUGCUGUACGGCUACAAACACGACCCAAAAGAAGACAAAGUUGGCUUUCAGAAUCCUUUCUUGCAGGGUGGUUUCAAACCAACACCGGCCCAAUACAGGAAAAUGGUUCAGAAAGCUGGCGUGAACAAUCCUAACCCCGAUGGGUGGCGAACAAUCUCCAAGUUCGGUGUUGACCAUGUCCCCAAGUUUCAGAACCCUCCUCGGGAAGACGUUAUUGCAAAAGCAACUCGGAAACGCAAGGCUGCCGAACUUGAAGCGGCUACUAGAACCAACGAUUCCGAUGAAGCCGCAGCCACCGAGACUGCUACGCCCGCUGACGCCGACCAAGAUUAUGCUAAUGCUGCAAAGCGCCGUGCUCGUAAUCGCGACUCCGCCACCGAGAAUGGACGAGGUCUCACCACGCGCGGCCGUGGUGGGCGUCCUCGCGGAAGAGGUGCUGCCCGUGGAGGCUCGCGUGCUGCUUCAGAGGCCCCGCUGGCUCCAGCGCAUACACUCGGCACUUCGGCGAGCGCGACACCUGUACCGGAAGACUUGCAAGUACGGCUCGGUGCCUCGCAACUGGUACCGAUCGAACCGGCACCGAAUGGAGGGCCAGCAACUGCAUCUGACACCAAUCAACUACUCGGAGGUGCGCAAGGUGUGCUUGACGCAGCCGAUAUUGCGCGAAAACAGAAGAUUGCGAACUCAAAGAAUCCGAAACGGACGGAAGCUAUGCUCAACCACUGGGCUCGCUUUAACCGAGAAGGACGAGUGCGUAACCCGAAACGGUCCAAAGCCCAAAUCGAAGCGGACAGGGCUGCAGAGGCGGCCAAGAAGGCCACAGACGGCCCGAAACUCGGAAUCAAACCGAAGAAGAAAUCUGUCAGUCCGGGGGCUCUUCCUACGCCCCCGCGAGUCGACGCCGGCCUUGCCCCUGCGCCGCCGCCAAUGCCCUUGGCUCCCCCGCCUCAGUUGGCGCCCGGUCCUCACCCUCAUCCUCACCCGCACCCGCACCCUCAUCCUCAUCCUCACGGCCAUCCUCAUCCACAUCCGCAUCCGCAUCCGCAUCCACCUCCUCAUCCCCAUCCUCAUUCGCAUCCUCAUACUCCGCAGCUGCCACCGCAGCUUCAGUCGCAACAGCUUCCGUCGCAAUUGCCACCGCUUGCUGCGCCUCGCGGCUUGGCUCCAUAUCCACCUCCGCAUCUAGAUCCUAGGCCCAUGCCGCCAUUUCCUCUCGCUCGUGGACCUGGUCCUCUCCAUCAACCGCCGCCGCCGCCCUAUCGCACGCCAUACCCUGACUAUUUCAACAGUCCAUAUGGACCACCUGGGCUACCUCCUCCAGGACACCCGCGGCCUUAG